CAAGUUUGCAAGCCGCGGCUGGGGCGGGAGAGACAGGCGGAAGAUCCCAGAUCCCGCGGUCCUGCAGCGAUCCCUGGCCCUCCUGCCUGGGAAAUGCAAAGGGAAAGAGCAGCGGAGAGCCGUUCCGAGCCGGGGGGCCUGGCAGAAGGCUUCCUCCAGAGCCAGGCGGACGACUAGACGCCGGGAAGGUCACAGUCCAGAAAAUGGUGGAAGGCUCACCUGAUUAUAGCCAGAGGUGGAGAGCCAGGAUCUUUCCCUUUAUUCCUCUGACUCUUCUGUUUGCCCCCUGCGUGGCUGCUGUUUUAGGUACAUGGACCAUUCAUGGAGAUGUAUCCUGAGUCAGACAAGGAUCCGUCAAAAACCUGCCAGGAGCUGCCAUUCAGGGGCAUCAAGCAGGAGUAUCCAACGCCUGACACCUCCUCGGGCUUUGGAACCACAUUGCCAACACUUUCUGAGUUGUCUCAUUGUGUUGGAGAUGGAGCAGCUGCUAGGCAGCCAGUUCAGGGCCCGGAGUCUUUUGAGGAGGUGGGUGUGGCUUUCAAUGAGAUGGACAAAAGUCCACCAGACCGGGAAAGCAAAUUCAUGAUGGAGAGUGAUGGGAACGUUGAUCUUCUGAGAGUUGAGGAGCAUCACAGAGACAGUGAGAGGGAAACUUUUGGGUCAUCUACAGAAAGAGCCUGGGAUCUAGAGGUGGAAGAAAAUUUGGGGAAUCAAGAAAGAUCAAAGACUCCAGGAAGAGACAGUCAUAUCUCUGAAUCCAAUAACUCUUGGAGUGACCAUGUCCAUGAAACUCCAUUACAACAAGAAAUGCAGAAAGAAAAGAGAAAGAAUAAGUGCCCCAUAUGUGCAAAAACUUUCAGUAAAGAAUCAAACAUGAAGAGACAUCAGAGAAUCCAUACAGGGGAGAGACGGUACACAUGCUCAUAUUGUGGAGAAACCUUUCGUCAGACAUCCAAUCUGGUCAGACAUCAGAGAAUCCAUACAGGGGAGAAACCGUAUACUUGCCUGGAGUGUGGCAGGAGCUUCAGCCGGAGUGCAGACCUUACUUGCCAUGAAAGAAUCCACACAGGAGUGAAGCCAUACAAGUGCUCUUUCUGUGGCAAGUGUUUUGCGGCAAAAUCGAGUCUCAAUGGCCAUCACAAACUCCACACUGGAGAAACUCCAUAUAAAUGUUUGGAGUGUGGGAAGAGUUUCAGGUGGAGCACACACCUCAUCAGGCAUCAAAGCGUCCAUACAGGUGAGAGGCCCUAUAUGUGCUUGGAAUGUGGAAAGACUUUUAGUGACAAUGGAAACCUUCUUUCACACCAAAGAAUCCACACAGGAGAGUGCCCAUAUAAGUGCUCUGAAUGUGGAAAGAGCUUCCAGAUGAGUGCAUCUUUAAGUUCACACCAAAAAGUGCACACAGGUGUGAAACCAUAUAAAUGCUUGGAAUGUGGGAAAAGUUUCAGCCACAAUGGAAACCUUCUUUCGCAUCAAAAAGUUCACACUGGAGAGAAACCUUAUCAGUGCUUGGAGUGUGGAAAGAGGUUCAAGGUGAGCACAUCCCUCACAUCACACCAGCGACUCCACACAGGAGAGAAACCAUAUCAGUGCUCAGAGUGUGGGAAGAGUUUCAGUCACAGCACAGGCCUUACUUUACACCAAAUAAUUCACACUGGGGAGAAACCUUUUAAAUGCCUGGAGUGUGGAAAGAACUUCAACCGGAGUACGACUCUUAGUUCUCAUCAAAGGAUCCAUACAGGGGAGAAACCUUUUAAAUGCUCUGAGUGUGGAAAGAGCUUCAGCCGGAGCACAACCCUUAAUUCCCAUCAAAGAAUCCAUACAGGAGAAAAACCAUAUCAGUGUUCAGAGUGUGGCAAGCGUUUCUGUGCCAAAUCGAGCCUGAAUGAGCAUCAAAGGCUGCACACAGGAGUGAAACCAUAUAAAUGUUCUGAGUGUGGAAAGAGCUUCCUAUGGAACACGCACCUUAUUAAACAUCAAAGAAUACACACAGGGGAGAAACCCCACACAUGUCUGGAGUGUGGGAAGAGCUUCAGCCAGCGCACAACACUUACUAAUCAUCAGAGAAUCCACACAGGGGAGAAACCCUACCAGUGUUCUGAGUGUGGAAAGAGCUAUCGGUGGAGUACAAGCCUGAUUACGCACAACUGCAUGCACACAGGGAGAUACCAUAUAAAUGCUCAGAGUGUAGAAAGCGUUUCCAUAGGUGCACAACCCUUAGUUCUCAUCAAAGAAUCCAUUCAGGGGAGAAACCAGUUAAGUGUUUGGAGCGUGGAAGGAGAUUCAGGUAGAGCACAGUCCUAACUUCACAUGAGAGAACCUGUUGACUGUUAAAUUUCUCAUGUGUUUCUAUUGCAGGGGAGGAAAAACACCUCAAAAAGAUUCAACCAUAAGCAGUUUAUUUUAACUGGAGUUUCCAGGGCAUGCAUUUAGUGGGGUGCAUCUUAACCCUAUCCUCCUACUUUAUUGAACACAGUUUGGAACCUUCCUUCAACUUCAGUUUCUCUUCCUUGGAGGAUGGUUGGAUCCACCCCAACAUUUGUAUGCAAUAUCUUGACUGGGUCGCUCAUCCAAUGCAAUUUAAAAGACACAUCAUAAUGAAGUGUAUGUGUGUUACGUUCCAUCAAAUCACUUCCGACUUAUGGUGACUCUAUGAAUGAAAGACCUCCAAAACAUCCUGUCAUUGACCCUCUCAGAUCUUGCAAACUGGAGGAUGUGGCUUCCUGGUGGUCAUGACCUGUUGAUUGGUGUUUUUAUAAUAUAACCUGCAUGACAAAUUCUGCUCAUGUCUUCUCCUGAGACCAUGAACAUUAUUGAGCGCAGGAUGCUGCCUUAUUCUGAAUCAGACCCUUGGUCCAUCAAGAUCAGUAUGGUCUACUCAGACUGGCUUCAGCUCCCCAGGGUCUUAUGCAGAGGGCUUUGACAUCACCUCCUUUCUGGUCCCUUUAACUGGGAAUUGAACGUGGGGCCUUUUGUGUGCCAAGCAGACGCUCUGCCACUGAGCCACGGCCCCUCCCCAUAACAGGAGUCUUUCGAACAAACAAACCGAUUUCCUACAGAGGAAAUAUAUGCAUGGCCCAGUUCUGUCUGCCCUGAUGUGUUUCCUAUCCAUUUAUAUGGAUUUUUUCUAAGAGGAUGUUCAUCACAGGUUCCACCAUGCUGAGAGUCACACCGCAUUUAUGGGUUCCAGCUGUUACUUGGAUUGAUGGGAGUUUUGAAGUUCACUUGGAACUUUGACGGGUUGUAUUGUGAUUUCAGUUUUUACUCUUUAGUAUCUAUGUUACAGUAAAAAGAGUCCCUGUAGGAUGGGGUACCAUGGCGCAGAGUGGUAAGUUGUAGUACUGCAGCCCAAGCUCUGCUCACGACCUGAGUUCAAUCCUGGCGGAAGCUGGUUUCAGGUAGCCAGCUCAGGAUUGACUCAGCCUUCCAUCCUUCCAAGAUUGGUAAAAUGAGUACCCAGUUUCCUGGGGGUAAAGUGUAGAUGGUUGGGGAAGGCAAUGGCAAACCACCCCGUAACAGAAGUCUGCCAAGAAAACGUCAUGAUGCAACAUCCCCCCAUGGGUCAGUAAUGACUUGGUGCUUGCACAGGGGACUACUUUUACCUUUUUAGGAUGGGGUACAUGUAAGUAAAAAGGGCAACACACAUUUCUACUAAGCAACUUGUAUAAAUGAGUUGUUUAAUAACAACAACAUUUGAUUUAUAUACCGCCCUUCAGGACAACUUAAUGCCCACUCAAAGUGGUUUACAAAGUAUGUCAUUAUUAUCCCCACAACAAAACACCCUGUGAGGUGGGUGGGGCUGAGAGAGCUCUGAGAGAGCUGUGACUGACCCAAGGUCACCCAGCUGGCUUAAGGGGGAGGAGUGGGGAAUCAAACCCGGUUCUCCAGAUUAGAGUCCCGUGGUCUUAACCACUACACCAAACUGGCUCUCUGGGACUGUUUGAAUCCAAGGAGAUA
This is a messenger RNA of Eublepharis macularius, 3957 nucleotides long. Its product is annotated as zinc finger protein 883-like. Gene Ontology annotation, cellular component: nucleus. The coding region runs from base 322 to 2304 and encodes 660 amino acids. Lineage: Eukaryota; Metazoa; Chordata; Lepidosauria; Squamata; Eublepharidae. Gene Ontology annotation, biological process: regulation of transcription by RNA polymerase II. The transcript is spliced from 5 exons. Gene Ontology annotation, molecular function: DNA-binding transcription activator activity, RNA polymerase II-specific; RNA polymerase II cis-regulatory region sequence-specific DNA binding. The record is from RefSeq and is a predicted model, not a curated record.